UCUCUCCUUCUCCCUUAUGCUUUAAAAAAAUCCCAAACCUCUGACAAAAGGACAGAAUCCUCUCGGAACUAACCGGGAGAUCAACUAAAACCAAACUUACAUGCACAUGUGUGGCAAACUACAACAAACACAAGCCAAGUUAAGCUUUAAGGUUGUUACUUUGGUUUCAGAUUUAGCUUCCAAUAGCAGUGACAUGGCAGGAGUUAGAGUCCCGAGUCCCACUGAGGGUGGGACAACAGUCCAACAUGGUCCAGCGGUGCGUAAUUUUGCAGAAAAUUACAGUCAGGUGACAACACAUGAGCAAAACGGAAAGAGCACACUUUCCCAAAUCGCGGACUUUUGGUUACAGGUGUACAUGUGGGAACAAACACGUCUCCGCAGCAGCGCAACCCUAAACAAAUAUCUAUUUUUUUUUUCAAAAAGAUGAAUUUGCGCAAUUGAAGCUUUAUAAAUUGUAUUUGUAGAUGUUGGAAAAGAUCCUGCAGGUCGGUGUUGCUUUCGUGGGAGUAAAACGGCGGAGGAUAUGUUGGGAGAUGAGGAUUGAUUUGUUUCACCUUACUAGGAAGUGAGUGUUGUGUCCGGGAAGGGGAGGGACUCCGACGACAAGUCUGGGGCGCUGCUGUGCUUCUUUUUACGAGGCUGCACCAGCGAAACGUUUUCGCGCUUAAAAGAAAAACUCGGUUCCGCGCUUCUUCUUGUUUUUUUGUUUGCUUAAAGAUCGUCGUGUUUGUGCUUUUUAAUAUUGUUUUAAAGCGUCCGGCUGCUCUGCGCCCGGCCCCGGCCUGCACGCUGUGCCUGAGCAGGGGGGAGAAGAGCCCACAGCGCAGGCUAAUGGCAGUCGGGCUUAUUACGGCCAUAGACACACGUCAAGUUGCCCGUGAACUUUGUCACAUUUCGGAGCCAUGUCCAGUCGGCUGCUGCUGCCGCUGUUGGGGAGAACAGGCAGAAGAACGAUCUCGGUAAUCAGCUGGGGGCGCAGAGGCACCGACGCACUUUCAAGAGUUCAUGCGGCUGCGAGGCGCUCCAUCAUAGAUCUGUCCUACUCGGCGCACUUCAUGGAUUUUAAAGGCUCCUCCAUACCGAGCAGCAUGAAAAAGCUGGUCGUAACCAAGCUCAGUCCCAAUUUCCGAGAGGCCGUUUCCGCGCAAACCGUGGCCGUUCCGACACCCGGAGACGCGGACUUGCUCAUCAGAAAUCGUUUUGUGGGAAUCAACGCCUCUGAUAUCAAUUACUCAUCCGGCCGUUAUGACCCCUCCGUGAAGCCUCCCUUCGACGCUGGUUUCGAGGGUAUUGGGGAGGUUGUCGGCCUUGGCCUCAGCGCUAGCUCCCGCUACACCGUCGGGGACACCGUGGCCUACUUCGGCAGCGGUGCAUUUGCUGAGUACACGGUGGUGCCAGCCAAGGAAACUGUCCCCGUUCCCGCGGUGAAGCCAGAGUUCCUCACCCUGCUGCUCAGUGGUGCCACGGCCUACAUCGCCUUGAAACGUCUGGGCGACCUGGCAAAAGGUGAGACCGUCCUGGUCACAGCGGCUGCAGGAGGAACGGGGCAGUUUGCCGUGCAGUUUGCCAAGCAGGCCGGUUGCCAUGUAAUUGGCACCUGUUCAUCCAACGAGAAAGCCGGCUUUCUUAAAUCCAUCGGCUGCGACCGGCCAAUCAACUACACGGCAGAAGACCUGGCCAAGACGCUGAGGAAAGAGUACCCACAAGGCAUCGACGUGGUCUAUGAGUCGGUUGGAGGCAGUGUCUUAGAGGUUGCAGUGAAUAGGUUGGCUAACAAGGGCCGACUGAUAGUCAUCGGCUUCAUCUCCGGCUACCAGAGCGCGUCAGGGAUCCCACCUUUCAGAGGAGAGACGCUCCCGGUAAAGCUGCUCCAGAAGUCGGCCAGCAUUCGGGGUUUCUUCCUGCCCCACUUCAUGAGUGACUACAGUGAGGCUCUGAGUAGCAUGAUACAGAUGUUUGCAACAGGGAAGUUAGUGUGUGAGGUGGAUUGUGGGGAUUUGGCACAGGAGGGGAGGUUCAUAGGCUUGGAGUCAGUUUUCCGUGCCGUGGACUACCUGUAUGCUGGGAAGAACCUGGGGAAAGUGGUGGUGGAGGUGGCACCGCCGGCUGUUAGCAAUAGUAAGCUGUGAUUUAGAUAACUGUUAAUGCACUAAAGAAAUCAUACUUGAAUUUAGGUGAUUAAGUUUAAAUCAGAUGGCGUCACUGAAUGUUUUCUAAUAGAGUUGAUGUUCUGUAUUUUUGUAAGAUGAUUGAUACAACCUAGUAACUGAAGAAAUGCUACAUAUAUAUAUAAUGCUUUAAUAAAUAAACAUACUCGCAAAAUUUA
Molecule: messenger RNA, 2326 nt
Organism: Acanthochromis polyacanthus (spiny chromis)
Lineage: Eukaryota; Metazoa; Chordata; Actinopteri; Pomacentridae
Product: prostaglandin reductase 3
Exons: 2
Coding region: 903-2129 (408 amino acids)
Cellular component (GO): mitochondrion
Molecular function (GO): zinc ion binding; oxidoreductase activity
Source: RefSeq, a predicted model, not a curated record